Xiphophorus hellerii (green swordtail) is the source of this 3809-nucleotide messenger RNA. It is a transcript of the gene boka, whose product is annotated as BCL2 family apoptosis regulator BOK a. Gene Ontology annotation, biological process: extrinsic apoptotic signaling pathway in absence of ligand; intrinsic apoptotic signaling pathway in response to DNA damage; regulation of apoptotic process. NCBI's taxonomy places the organism in Eukaryota, Metazoa, Chordata, Actinopteri, Cyprinodontiformes, Poeciliidae. The transcript has 5 exons. The record is from RefSeq and is a predicted model, not a curated record. Gene Ontology annotation, molecular function: BH domain binding. Gene Ontology annotation, cellular component: mitochondrial outer membrane. Bases 418 to 1005 code for a protein of 195 amino acids.
GGUGCCGAUGGGCGGGGCUUAUAGUUGCUGCCUAUCUCCGCCUUUGGACUCCACAAUAAGUGCCCUUAGAAGGAAAGCCCGUCAGUCUGCGAACAGGGGAGCAUUUAUUUAUUUAUUAAUUUUAAGGCUCAGACUGACUCCAGCUCCUCCAGCUUAACAACAACAACAGCUCCGUUAUUAGAUUCACUUCUCUGCUACAAGAUUUUUAUUUAUUUAUCAUUAUUCUUUGCGUAAUACCGUUGGACUCCGUAUUUUAUAUAUAUUUUUUCUUUUUAGGAUAAUCUCCGCAAGUCUGUAUCUGAUAAUAGCAGCAGGAGAUCCGCGGUGCGGUGGAGGGUGAGAGCGGGGAGAGGGGGGCGUUGAUCUGCUGAAGCCGCGCAGGGAGCGGCGGCGGCGGCUGCUGCGACGCUCGGGGACAUGGAGAUGCUGCGGCGCUCCUCCGUGUUUGCGGCCGAGGUGUUCGACCGGUCGCCCACCGACAAGGAGCUGGUGUCCCAGGCUAAAGCGCUGUGCAGGGACUACAUCCACUCCAGGCUGAACCGCGCCGGGAUCGGCUGGUCCAGACCUGAGCAGGGAGUGGCGGCGUCCGGAGGAAAGCUGGCGGAGGUGUCCCUGGUGGUUCAGUGGCUGGGUGACGAGUUGGAGUACCUCCGUCCCAACGUUUACCGCAACGUGGCCCGGCAGCUGAACAUCACGGUGGCGGUGGAGGGCGUGGUGUCCGACGCCUUCAUGGCUGUCGCUGCGGACAUCUUCUCAACAGGAGUGACGUGGGGGAAAGUGGUUUCCUUGUACGCCGUGGCGGGAGCCCUGGCAGUGGACUGUGUGCGCCAUGGUCAUCCGGCCAUGGUUCACACCAUCGUGGACUGCAUGGGGGAGUUUGUCCGCAAGAGUCUGACCCCGUGGUUGAAGAAAAGAGGAGGAUGGGUAAGGAAGACACUCACCCAUUUCGAGAGAUGCACCGAUCACAAUUUAGUAAAGCUUCGAUCUGCCAACACUGAUUUCUGAGUUUAAAAAAAAAAAGAGAGAAUUCAAAAUAUUAAGUGGUUAAUUAAUUAAUUCGUUCAGGCUUAACAUCAGGAGAACUGACAGAUUGUGUCUCCAUCAUGAUUUGUAUGAAUUGGUGGGACUCAGUAGCCAGAAACUGAACAUAUUUUUCCAUUAAAGUUGACUGUAGAAGCAGAAGACGUAAGAAUCUCAGUGGAAACUUUAGCAUCUUUUGGUUGUUUUCAGACUGAGUAGUAUCUAAGAAGAUAACUUAAAAUCAGUGAUUUUUAUUUAUUCUUUUAUUUUUGGUUAAACAAAUCCCAUGCAUGGAGGCCCCAACUUGCACCUUACGGGACCUAAAGGAUCUACAGCCAACAUCUUGUGGCCAAAUUUGGCUUCAGGAGUCUAAUUCAGUCAAUACUUUAGCAGCAAAUGAAGGAGAUAUAUUCUAUAAGGCAGGUGGUCAUAAUGUUAUGUCUAAUUAGCGUUUAUAGGGAGGCAUUGGGAAUGUCACUUUAUGUGUGAGAGAACACUCAUUGUAAAAUGGAAGAAAGACUAAAUGCUUUCUGACCUCACAUUGUAAACUGUUUAGCAACCAGUAUUAGCGAUUUAGCUAGACUAGCACAGCUAGCACCACUACAGCUCUGUUCAUUCCUUUCCUUUAGAUCUCUGCCUUAAUCUAGCAUGUGCCAAUAGUUUCCUUUCAAAUAUCAUCAUACACCUAUGUACUUUCUCUGACUUUCUUUUUUUUUUCUUCUAACACCUCAGACACUGGCAUUGUUUAACUUUGAGUCUCAUUUAAAAGCAGCUUUUACAACAAAGAGUCUUGCUGUAUUGGCGCCAGGUAUGUUGUGUUUACAGUCUGUACUGACCUGAAAAUGACCAAGCUCUGGUCCGAAGCCAGACCAGUCUCCUCAUCCAAAAUGCUUAAUGUUAAGGUCUUUGGCAAUCUGGAUUGUUUUAAGCUCGACACAAUGUGUGGUUCAUCACCAAAAUAUGCUGGGAAUGUUGAAAGAAAAUUCUUUUCUGAAGACUUAUGAUCCCAUUCUUCAUUAUUGGGAGGGUAACCUGAUGUAGGCUGCAUCCUGUAGAUCUUGCUGUUCCUUUGACUGUUUUCUUUUAUGUACCAAAUAACUUUGCACCAGGCUUCUGCUGCCCAUCUGUGUGCAGAACUGUUUGUCCUUUCAUGUCUUUCUUGGGAAAGAAGUGGUUUCUCUGCUGCUCUUUUGCUACAAGGCCAUUCCCCAAAAAGUCUACACCUCAAAGUGCUUGCAGUUGCACCCCCACCCAAACACUAGCAACACUGUUGCUAGCAAUUUCUAUUUGAUCUAAUACUCUGAUCUCCAGAAUGUCCUGAACCACCAGCAGCUUUGUUUCGCUGGUUACGUUCUUAUUUAAUGUCGUUUCCAUCUGGAACCAUUCACGCUGAUUCUGCCGCAAACCUCCUCUUUGCUCCGCUGCUUCUGGGUAUUCUCGUUGAUAAUGAGCUAACAUCUGCAGCUGAUUGAUCAAAACCUAUGGAUAACUUUUACACAGACGAAAUUACAGAGGAAAUGAAAGACGCAAGUAUAAAUCCUAGCUUUUGCAUCGUACGUCUUGAAUCGUGGGAAAGUGGAUUCACAAGAAGUUCCUUCUUUAGAUAAACAUAAGGUAGAGGGAAUAGUCCCGUUUGUUUCAGUGCGUUUCAGUGUUCCAGCAACAGAGUUGGACACGGCGGGCGAAGAGCGACCGACGACGUGCCUCUGUCUGCAUUUGCUGGAAAGGCGGCUGUUUGCUCAGAACCAUGGCUCGCAUGCCUGCGGUGUUUUGAGGAGAAGUGGAGUGUGACAAAAUGAUGAGCGCCGUAUUGUGCCUCUGACCUCACAAGCUCAAAAGAGGGGAGCGACCUGUUUUUGAGCGGAGCGCCAAACCAGACCCAGAAAGUUUUCCACAGAGAGGCGGGCAGGCGGAGGGGGAUCUGAGGAGGGAGACGUGUUUAGUGUCAGGGCUGAUGCUGCGCCGUGCUGCCUGGGGUAUGUCACUCUCUGUCAAACUAGUUCUGUAAGCUCCCUUGGUAGAGCAGUUGUAAGCAUUUAACUUUUUCCACAUUUUGUCAUUAAGACUGUAUGUGAUAGACCAACAUUAGGAAGAGCAUUACUGAAAAUUCAUUAAAAAAGAGAGCUAAAAGUGAGGGAUGUGGCACACGUUUUCAGAGUUUUGUAAGAGAACAUUAGUGAGCAAACGGCAUCAUUACCUUACUUUGCUUUGGUCUAAUGCGGUUUUUCAAAGUGGAGGCCGCCAGGGGGCGCUGUGGUGGCUUCAAUAAGUUGGAGGGAAGAUGAGGCGGGGCGGAAUGCAAUAAUAAUAAUAAACAACCUGAAUCCCGUCAUUUUUUUUCAAUCUUACGUUUUUCAUCAUGAUUUUUGUUUUGUUCUUCAAUCUUUUUCAUAAAAUCUCAUUUAAAAUAAUAGAUCUAAACUCUAUUUCUGAUGCUCAUUUUCUGAUUGGCUGCCUGUCAAAGUCAUCAAGCUGCUUUGCACCCCCAGCUAGCGUAGCCAGCAAGAAAUGGAAAAGUUUCUGACAAGACAAAGACCAAAGGAACCGUACAUCAGCUCCAUAGCCAUAAAAACCGUGGGAAUAAAUUAAAAAUUGAUGUCAAUAUUAAAUAUUACAUAUCUUCUUAUAAUAAAAAGAGGGGAUUGUGAUGAAAAGGUGUAUUUUCUGGUAGUAAAGUCAUAAGAUAUUAUCUGAUAAUACCAUUUUUCGCCACAGAACUCAGGCAUCUAAAAUCAGACAGUAUGAGGCAGCAUUUAUGCUAAGUGAAUGUAUUAUUGAAUAAUUUAUUU